Molecule: messenger RNA, 1374 nt
Organism: Colletotrichum gloeosporioides
Lineage: Eukaryota; Fungi; Ascomycota; Sordariomycetes; Glomerellales; Glomerellaceae
Product: Tubulin alpha chain
Exons: 5
Coding region: 1-1374 (457 amino acids)
Biological process (GO): mitotic cell cycle; microtubule cytoskeleton organization
Cellular component (GO): microtubule; cytoplasm
Molecular function (GO): GTP binding; structural constituent of cytoskeleton
Source: RefSeq, a predicted model, not a curated record
AUGAAGGGCGAGAUUCUUCACCUUCAUCUCGGCCAGGCCGGUACCCAGCUGGGUAACUCUGCUUGGGAGCUCUACCUCCUCGAGCACGGCCUCGGCCCCGAUGGUCGUCCUGACCCCAACGCCAAGGACGUCGUCGAUGGAGGAUCCUACGAGACGUUCUUUACCGAGACUAGCAAUGGCAAAUACGUCCCUCGAUCCCUCUUCGUCGACCUCGACCCUUCCCCCAUUGACGAGAUCCGAACUGGUGGCUACCGCCAGCUGUUCCACCCCGAGCUGUUGAUCAGCGGCAAGGAGGAUGCCGCCAACAACUACGCCCGUGGCCACUACACCAUUGGCAAGGAGAUGGUUGACAAUGUCAUCGACCGUGUCCGCCGCGUCGCCGGUUCGUUCCUGCCCGUCCAAAGCCCACCCGGUUUCCUGAUCUUCCACUCCUUCGGUGGUGGUACCGGUUCCGGUUUCGGUGCUCUGCUCCUUGAGCGCCUUUCCACCGAGUACGGCAAGAAGUCGAAGCUCGAGUUCGCCGUCUACCCCGCUCCCCGUGUCUCGACUGCCGUCGUCGAGCCUUACAACGCUGUUCUGUCUACCCACAGCACCAUCGAGAACUCGGACUGCACCUUCCUGGUUGACAACGAGGCUGUCUACGACAUCUGCCGCCGCAACCUCGACAUUCCCCGUCCCUCGUACGACCACCUGAACCGCCUCAUUGCUCAGGUCGUCUCCUCCAUCACCUCGUCUCUCCGCUUCGAUGGUGCUCUCAACGUCGACCUGAACGAGUUCCAGACCAACCUGGUCCCCUACCCUCGUAUCCACUACCCCCUCAUCAGCUACGCUCCCGUCAUCUCUGCUUCCAAGAGCUCUCACGAGAGCUUCAAGGUUCAGGAGCUUACCUUCCAGUGCUUCGAGCCCAACAACCAGAUGGUCGUCUGCGACCCCCGCAACGGCAAGUACAUGGCUGUUGCUCUCUUGUACCGUGGAGACGUCGUUCCCCGCGACUGCAACGCUGCCAUCGCCGCCCUCAAGGCCAAGGCCUCCUUCAACCUCGUCGAGUGGUGCCCUACUGGUUUCAAGCUCGGCAUCAACUACCAGAAGCCCAUGGCCGUUCCCGCCGCCGCCGGCGACGGUGGUCUUGCCUCUGUCGACCGUUCCGUUUCCAUGCUUUCCAACACCACCGCCAUCGCCGAGGCCUGGUCGAGAUUGGACCACAAGUUCGAUCUCAUGUACAGCAAGCGUGCCUUCGUCCACUGGUACGUUGGUGAGGGUAUGGAGGAGGGUGAGUUCAGCGAGGCCCGUGAGGAUCUUGCCGCUCUCGAGAAGGACUACGAGGAGGUCGCUGCCGACUCCUACGAGGCCGACGAGGGAGACAUUGAGUACUGA